AUUGUAAGCUCUGUAUAAAUUUUAAAUUUUAUCAUCGAUUUAUACUCCUGGGGAUGAGAUUGAAGUUUUAGUAAUUAAAAAGAAAUCAAGGCAUGAUUUUGAUGAAUCUAGGAGUGUAAUUUGGAUUCUAAUUCUUGGAUUUUAUCAUGGAUUUAUUCGCUUUCGGAAGGGAAAUUUUAUCAAUCAGAAAAAAUAAUGGCAUGGUUUUGAUGAUUCUAACAAUGUAAUUUGGACUCUAUAUUUUUAAAUGCAGGGGAAAAAAAAGGACCAGGAUGGUGCUUUGGGUUUUUUCGUAUGGGUCAUUGAUAUGGAAUCCAGGGUUUGACUUUGACGAGAGGAUAGUGGGGUUCAUCAAGGGCUAUCGACGUGUUUUCGAUCUCGCUUGCAUUGAUCACCGUGGGACACCGGAGAACCCGGCUCGGACCUGCACGGUGGAGGCUAAGGAUGGAACAGUUUGUUGGGGUGCUGCAUAUUGCGUUCGAGGUAACGAGGAAAGAGAGAAAGCAGCAAUGCAGUAUUUGGAGAGAAGAGAGUGCGAAUACGAUCAGAAAACAAUUGUGAACUUCUACAAGGAAGGAGAUACUCUUGAACCAGCUGUUACAGGAGUUCUAGUGUUCACAUCCACACCUGAUAAAGAAUCCAAUAAGUACUAUCUUGGUCCUGCUUCUUUGGAGGAUAUGGCAAUGCAAAUUGCUACUGCAAAAGGCCCUUGCGGAAACAAUCGGGACUAUCUAUUUCUGUUAGAAAAGGCAUUGCGCAAUAUAGGCCACGAAGAUGAUUACGUGACGGAGCUCGCAGAGGAGGUGAGGAAGGUUCUCGAGAGUCUGGAGGAAAAGCCGGGCGCGAAUCUUAUUCCUCCGAGCUCCCCAUCGAAGCCCUUCGCUCAUCUUUUACCUCUUCAAGAAACUGCAGUUGCUGCCGACUAAUGAAGAUCAGGAAUAUCAAUCUAUAUUCACUCUGCUGAUGAUACAUUUCCCCUAAUUUGAUCAACAUUGAUUUUGAUUCAUAGUAUCAUCCUUGGGAGUGCCUUUUAGGCGUUCCUUGAUGAUGAUUUAUUCUCACAUUUGUUUAGCUUAUUUUCGAGAUAUCUAACCUGCGAGUGUGUACGAGAGGCUGAUGUAAUGUAAUUCACGGAUUAUGCAACUUGUCAUGAAAGAGCCAUUGUUUUCUCGUUGCCGCAUUGAAUUGCAAAGUAUUUAAGAUCUUC
Messenger RNA from Ananas comosus (pineapple), 1207 nucleotides. Its product is annotated as gamma-glutamylcyclotransferase 2-2. The transcript is spliced from 8 exons. Gene Ontology annotation, biological process: glutathione catabolic process. The record is from RefSeq and is a predicted model, not a curated record. Lineage: Eukaryota; Viridiplantae; Streptophyta; Magnoliopsida; Poales; Bromeliaceae. Gene Ontology annotation, molecular function: glutathione specific gamma-glutamylcyclotransferase activity; gamma-glutamylcyclotransferase activity. Gene Ontology annotation, cellular component: cytoplasm. The coding region runs from base 273 to 926 and encodes 217 amino acids.